Ochotona curzoniae (black-lipped pika) is the source of this 1245-nucleotide messenger RNA. RefSeq names its product RAD23 homolog A, nucleotide excision repair protein (gene RAD23A). Gene Ontology annotation, cellular component: cytosol; nucleoplasm. Bases 38 to 1153 code for a protein of 371 amino acids. The record is from RefSeq and is a predicted model, not a curated record. Gene Ontology annotation, molecular function: ubiquitin binding; damaged DNA binding; polyubiquitin modification-dependent protein binding. The transcript is spliced from 9 exons. Gene Ontology annotation, biological process: proteasome-mediated ubiquitin-dependent protein catabolic process; nucleotide-excision repair. NCBI's taxonomy places the organism in Eukaryota, Metazoa, Chordata, Mammalia, Lagomorpha, Ochotonidae.
CGCGGCUGGGCUAUAAGAUGGCGGCGGCGUGAGUUGCAUGUUGUCCGAGAAUCCGGGGCCGCCGCCUCGUCGCUCAGGCCCCGCCAUGGCCGUCACCAUCACGCUGAAAACACUGCAGCAGCAGACCUUCAAGAUCCGCAUGGAGCCCGAGGAGACGGUCAAGAUGCUGAAGGAGAAGAUCGAAGCCGAGAAGGGCCGCGAGGCGUUCCCCGUGGCCGGCCAGAAGCUCAUCUACGCCGGCAAGAUCCUGAGCGACGACGUCCCCAUCCGGGACUACUGCAUCGACGAGAAGAACUUCGUGGUCGUCAUGGUGACCAAGGCCAAGGCUGGCCAGGGCUCCUCGGCACCCCCAGAGGCCACCCCGACUGGCGCCCCGGAGUCCUCGUCCGCUGCCUGCCCACCGGCCCCCGCCUCCGGCAUGUCCCAGCCCCCAGCAGCCGGCAGGGAAGACAAGAGCCCAUCCGAGGAGUCGGCCCCCACCACGUCGCCCGAGUCCGUGUCCGGCUCUGUUCCCUCUUCAGGUAGCAGCGGGCGAGAGGAAGAUGCGGCCUCCACGCUAGUGACUGGCUCCGAGUAUGAGACCAUGCUCACCGAGAUCAUGUCCAUGGGCUACGAGCGGGAGCGGGUCGUGGCCGCCCUGCGCGCCAGCUACAACAACCCUCACCGAGCUGUGGAGUACCUGCUCACGGGGAUCCCCGGGAGCCCCGAGCCGGAGCAUGGGGCCGUGCAGGAGAGCCAGGUGUCAGAGCAGCCGGCCACCGAGGCAGCAGGAGAGAACCCCCUGGAGUUCCUGCGGGACCAGCCCCAGUUCCAGAACAUGCGGCAAGUGGUCCAGCAGAACCCGGCUCUGCUGCCCGCGCUGCUCCAGCAGCUGGGCCAGGAGAACCCGCAGCUGCUGCAGGGCUACAGGUCAGCGGCCAUCCCUUCCACAGCAAAUCAGCCGGCACCAGGAGCAGUUCAUCCAGAUGCUCAACGAGCCGCCGGGGGAGCUGGCGGACAUCUCGGACACGGAGGGGGAGGUGGGCGCCAUAGGGGAGGAGGCCCCGCAGAUGAACUACAUCCAGGUGACGCCGCAGGAGAAGGAAGCUAUAGAGAGAUUGAAGGCCCUGGGCUUCCCCGAGAGCCUGGUGAUCCAGGCCUACUUCGCGUGUGAGAAGAAUGAGAACUUGGCUGCCAACUUCCUUCUGAGUCAGAACUUCGAUGAUGAGUGAUGGAGGCCGGGCCGCCACCGUGCCCCUGCCCGCC